UCUCCGGUUUCCUGAGCUGCGGGCUGCAAGGGAGGAGAAGCGGCGUCUUGCAACCCCCUCGGCUGGGCCCCGGGGUAAUUCGAUGCGGGCCUGGCGAGGCUCCCCCCGCUAGACCCGGGCUCGCGUCUCGGCAGCCUCCACCCACCGGCCCACCCUACAUUUAGCGCAUCAUGUGAUCCGGAGUCAAGUGGAGCUGACAGCCUCCCAGAUCCUGGAAGGUUUUGUCGGGAUCAAUGUGACUCUGGAAACAAAUGGAUGAAUGAAUAUCCAUAUGAAGAGGAAAACAAUAAAGAAUAUCAACACCCUUGAGAACAGAAUGUUAAUGCUUGAUGGGAUGCCGGCAGUCAGAGUCAAAACAGAGCUUUUGGAAUCUGAACAAGGGUCUCCAAACGUCCACAACUACCCCGAUAUGGAAGCUGUUCCCCUGUUGCUAAAUAAUGUGAAAGGGGAACCCCCGGAGGAUCCGUUAUGCGUAGAUCACUUCCAGACACAAACUGAGCCAGUGGACUUGUCCAUCAACAAAGCCAGGACAUCCCCCACAGCCGUUUCCUCCUCCCCCGUUUCCAUGACAGCGUCCGCCUCCUCCCCUUCUUCAACUUCAACCUCUUCGUCGUCUUCUAGUCGUCCAGCCUCAUCCCCAACUGUUAUAACAUCAGUAUCUUCAGCAUCAUCUUCGUCAACGGUAUUAACUCCAGGGCCCCUUGUUGCCUCUGCCUCUGGUGUGGGAGGCCAGCAGUUUUUGCACAUUAUCCAUCCCGUUCCGCCUUCAAGUCCCAUGAAUUUACAGUCUAACAAACUGAGUCACGUUCACCGCAUCCCCGUGGUGGUCCAGUCGGUGCCUGUCGUCUACACAGCUGUGCGGUCACCUGGAAAUGUGAACAACACUAUCGUCGUACCACUUUUGGAGGAUGGGAGAAGCCAUGGCAAAGCACAAAUGGACCCCCGAGGCCUAUCUCCCAGACAAAGUAAAAGUGACAGUGAUGAUGAUGACCUGCCAAAUGUGACCUUAGAUAGCGUUAAUGAAACUGGAUCUACGGCCCUUUCCAUAGCCAGAGCAGUACAAGAGGUACAUCCGUCCCCAGUAUCAAGGGUCCGGGGAAAUCGAAUGAAUAAUCAGAAGUUUGCUUGUUCAAUCUCACCAUUUAGUAUUGAGAGCACAAGACGCCAGAGAAGGUCUGAAUCCCCAGACUCCAGAAAACGGCGUAUCCACAGAUGUGAUUUUGAGGGAUGCAACAAAGUGUACACAAAAAGUUCUCACCUGAAGGCUCAUCGAAGGACACAUACAGGAGAGAAACCCUACAAGUGUACCUGGGAAGGCUGCACCUGGAAAUUCGCUCGUUCGGAUGAACUGACGAGGCAUUACCGCAAACACACGGGAGUGAAGCCAUUCAAGUGCGCAGACUGUGAUCGCAGCUUUUCCCGGUCAGAUCACUUGGCACUGCACCGCCGGAGGCAUAUGCUGGUGUGAGGAAGGCUACCUGUCCAGCUGAGUGUAAGAGCUGGAUCUCUUAGCGGCACCCAAUUCAGCAGGGCUGAAUCCCCUUCACAGUGUUAACACAAAAGGGCAUCACCAUCCCACGAUGUCUGAAAGCAGAGCAGGAAAAAGAAGUAGUAACACUUCUCCUUUCGGUCUGAAGGUAACCCCCAUCAUGACUACACGAGAAACAACUUCAUGCUGGCCUGGGAGAUCGGUGACACAAAUGCUGAAGAGACAGGCAUUGUUUUCCGUGCUGUGUCCUCUGCCAUUUCAAGAUGUUUGUAGUUUGUACAUUUUCUGAGCUGUCAGACGUUUUGUUAUUGAUACUUUAAAGGUCAUCUACCACAAAUUGAUGGCUAGAGCAAGACCUUGUAAAUUUGAAUUAUUCUCCCAUCAUCCCACCCCUGAACCCGUUUUUACAAAAGUUUGAGUUACUGUCUAAGUAAGAUAGAACCCACUUCCAAUCUGUUACCAGCAAGCAGCCUGAAAGUAGAAAAGAAGAAGCUGUUGGAGAGGUUCCAUUACCUGAAAAGAAAGGAGCGCUCAGGCAGCCCUUUGCAAUAGUGAUGGCAGCCACUAGAUAUCACCCGCAACUUGUCAUUAUGCCAUCCAUGCCCUGGAGAAAACCAACAUUGAUUCUUUCAUUUGUUUGUUGUUGAUCGUUUUUGUUUUGUUCUGCUUCUGUUUUGUUCAUCUGUUCGAGCAGAGGGGCAGCGACAUUUCAGUUGGAGUCUAGUCCUGGUGUCUGCCCUGGCAUGGACGGGCACAGAGCUGUUCUGUAGUUGAAUAGGAAGAGCCUGUCUAAAAAAACUACUGCCCCACUUCAAAUUGCAGUGUUCUGUCACCUAGGCAUCAUCUCUUCCUGCCCCUAGUAUUUGAUUACAAGGAAUCGGGGGGAGGGGGAAACUUUCUUAGACACACUGGCACCAAGGUAAGAGGUGGGGCUGACCAGGCAGUCAGUGAACAUGAAAAAAUCAGACAAAGCAGAGAUGGAAAUAAUGCACCUCUUGAGGAGAAAAGCAAUAAUGAAUAAAAGGACUUGCCUACAAUAACUUCACUGAGGACUCAUGUUACCAAUUUUCAUACUUACUAAAGGGAUUGUAAAAAACACCCCAGCAUUUUAGAGGUCUUGGUUACAUUUGCAGCACUGAGGUAAUCUUUCUGCUGUUUGUUGUCCUCCUUGGUUGAGUACCACAAUUAAAGAUUAUGCUCCCCCUUUUCUUGUUUGAAAACAGUUAUUUGGUGACUAGAAAGGCCACGGAGGCAUAGCAGGGAAUUAACUCUUGGGUGAAUGGGUCCGUUCUUGGAACCAAGUCAGUGGGAAAGGAAUGCUUCCCAAGGAAAGCCUGACACGGUGCUAGUUUCCUCCCUUGGAGAGCCAAGGAUAAGUGACUCUCCAAUAGGUUCUUCUCUACAGAUUUCAUUUUCUAAACUGUAUUAGCACCCAGUGGUUCU
This is a messenger RNA of Lagenorhynchus albirostris (white-beaked dolphin), 2932 nucleotides long. It is a transcript of the gene KLF12, whose product is annotated as KLF transcription factor 12. Gene Ontology annotation, molecular function: RNA polymerase II cis-regulatory region sequence-specific DNA binding; DNA-binding transcription factor activity, RNA polymerase II-specific. Bases 260 to 1468 code for a protein of 402 amino acids. Lineage: Eukaryota; Metazoa; Chordata; Mammalia; Artiodactyla; Delphinidae. The transcript is spliced from 9 exons. The record is from RefSeq and is a predicted model, not a curated record. Gene Ontology annotation, biological process: regulation of transcription by RNA polymerase II.